GAUAGUCCACAUUAUUUGGUAUGACUGAUAAAGGCUUCCUCCACAGCACCCCUAAGGUACAUGGGAGACUACAGAGUUCCAGAAGUCCCACCUCAGCUCGACGAUCUCUCAGUCCGGCUAUGUCUGCACAGCGUAUUAGCCCAAACAGACUCUCGACAUCAAAGACUUAUAGACAGUCUAAUCCAAUGUCUGAGUUAGAGAACAACACAAUACAGAAACAGCGUAAAGAGCUUCAGCUCCUUAUACAAGAGCUUAAGGAGCGAGAUAAUGAGCUAAAUGAGAUGGUAUCUACACACCAUAAGCAACUGUUAGCUUGGGAAGAUGACAGACAGAAGGUGCUGACCCUGGAGCAGCGCAAUGCAAGACUACAAGGGGAACUAGGUGCCCGAAAUGAAGAAGUGAAAAAUCUAAGUGCUCAAUUGAAAACCUGCCAAAGUGAAGAAUUGAAUAAAUCCACAGCUUUGGAGAGCACCCAACAGCAGCUUGCUAAACUGACAGAACAAGCGAGUUGUAGCAAUAUGCAACUACAGGAUAUGGAGGACGUUAAUCGUAAUCUCAACACUUCUGUACAAGAUAUGUCAUCCACUAUAGGCCAGCUGGAAGCUAGAGAGCAGGAACUACUAACAAUGCUCAGACUGAAGGACAAAGAUCUGAUAGAGGCAUCAAACCAUAUAGCUGAGCUCAGUGUUAAGUUAAAGAGACUAGAUGGGAGCUACAGGGAGAGUCAACAGUCUGAUAGACAGGCCAAGAGAGACAUAACUGACUGGAAACAGAGACAUUCAGAGGCAAGACAGGAAAUACAGAGGCUCAAUAAUGAACUGUCAAAUGAACAAAGUAGCCACCAGGAGCAAUCUAUAGAAUCUGAGAGGCUUAAACAAAUUGUGGGAGAUCUACAAAGGCAACUUGAUCUUGCAGGUGAACGAGAAAAGAGGAAGGAUGAACUAGUAGCUUUACAAAGGUCAAAACAAGAACGUACAGAUAUGGAGUUAACCAGCCUUAGGCAGUUAUAUGAAAGACAACAGCGAGAGAUCUCACUUCUACAGCUGAACUUAGACAGUUCUAAAGACCUCAUUGCCACACAUACCUCAUUCAAUAGUCCUCAAAGUAGUCCCGUGAGGCCUAGAAGCUCACAAUCCCGCCAUUCAAGUCCGACAAGAUCUCCUCUAAAGUCAUUGGCUAAUGCUGGCGAUGCAUCCUCAGGAUUACCCAAUGGGAGCUUACCAAACACUGGAUUUUCUAACGGAAUGGGAACUUCAGAUUUUAUGCUUCUCACUGACCAGAACAACUCACAGGGAGAUGUAUCGCCAACCAGUAAGCUGCACAGACUUCUGACAGAAUCAAGGCAAAUGGUGGAAAGUCUUGAGAAAACUACCCUACCCCCUUAUAUCCCACAGGAAAAAUCAGAGGCAAGUUAACAGUUUAAGGAGAGGAUAUACUUACUUUAUCAACAUAAAGUCCGACACAGAGAUAAUUAGAAGCAGAGUGGAGAUUUUUAUCUUUCUAAAAGCAUUUAUUCUUCUGUGGCUCCCCAUUUAGGACUCACAUUCUGUAAUUUAUGGUAAUUAUUAAAAAUUAGGCAUCUCCUUUGGAUUGGAUACUUCAAAAUGGUAAUUUUGUUGAGUCCAAUUUACCAUGCUUCACAGACUUACAAGCUGGCAAAAACAAUUAUUUACUUUAAAAUGGUAAAUUCAUUGAACUGGCCUUAAUGCUUUAAACAGGCAUGCUAAUAAUAAUUUUUUCUCGGGUAAGAUCAAUUUUACAUCCUCAGAACAAAAUGGAAUUACAUCCAAAACACCUGGGCUCAACUAUCAGACUAUGGUUACAAUAAUAUAUUAUAAAAAUAUUAUUUUCAGAUGGAUUCUUUAGCGGUAUACGGUAUGAUCUCACAAUCCAUAACUUUUAACAUCCAGUUAUUUCAGUAACCUUCAGUUUACCCCAGGUGUUAAUAUAGAUUUACAUCGUGACUUGAA
Owenia fusiformis is the source of this 1970-nucleotide messenger RNA. The record is from the annotation of a GenBank genome assembly. Lineage: Eukaryota; Metazoa; Annelida; Polychaeta; Sabellida; Oweniidae.